Messenger RNA from Peronospora matthiolae, 147 nucleotides. The record is from the annotation of a GenBank genome assembly. Lineage: Eukaryota; Oomycota; Peronosporomycetes; Peronosporales; Peronosporaceae.
AUGGCGACAUCGUCGGCGACAAGUCAGUCGGCGGGUCGCUGGCCGCAGGUUGAAGCUGUAGCGAUGCGACAGCGGACGCACGUGCACAACGAACCGAAUCGGCUCUUCACUGAGAAUAGCGAGGUGCAUUUGUGUGUAAUCACGUGA